GGAAGAGGAGGCGAGCGCGACGCAGAGGAGAGAGGAGACGAGAGCGAGCGAAGCCCAAAGGCAAAGCCAAAAAGCCCACCACCACCACCGCACCACACGAGAGAAGGAGAUCGAGAGCUGCGGCUGCCUAUCGCUACCACCACCACCACCAGCGAGGACGGGAGCGAGGCGAACGAGCGCCGCGACGAUCCGCGAGGCGCGGCUCCCGAGGCGACGACGCGCCCGAAUCCGUCGCCUCCCCUCGCACCACCGACCUCCGAUCGCCGCCGCCGCCCCCCCCGCGCCCGCCGAUAUUGGAAGGAUCCCAGAGGGCUGGAGCGGUGACCUGAGUUGCAUGGGGAGAGGAUGCCAGAGCUGCGAAGCAGUACUCGCCAAGCACGGCUGAGGUCUAGAAAGCUUGACGACCAAAAGCCACCAGAACAGGCUGCAAAACCAGCGUUGCCUGCUCCACAGAGAGCAGGAAAGCGUGUUCCCACCCCUGCUGUCAGGGGAAGAAAGGGUGCUGCUGGGAGAAGAGGGGCAGCAGCACCAAGGGCUAGAAGAAAGGAGGUUGAGGUUGUUGACUUGGAAGCUGGCCCAGAUCGUGAGGAUUCCCCUAAACCUGUUGCUAGACAGGCAGGUGUUGGUGAAGCAAAGAACCUUGGGUUGAAUAAGGCACCUGAAGUUGUUGCCAAUAAGGGUUUGCGAAUGGAUGGUGAAAGCGCAGAGAAGCUUGUUGGGGCCGAUGAUGAAUCUUCACUACCUGUCCCUGAGAGGAUUCAAGUAGGUAAUUCUCCAGAAUAUAUAACUGACAGGAAAUUAGGUAAAGGUGGUUUUGGCCAAGUUUAUGUUGGUAGAAGGGUAUCUGGUGGAACUAACCGCACUGGUCCUGAUGCUUAUGAGGUUGCUUUGAAGCUUGAGCAUCGAAACAGUAAAGGGUGCAAUUAUGGUCCCCCAUAUGAGUGGCAAGUUUACCAUACUCUUAAUGGCUGCUAUGGCAUACCAGCUGUCCACUACAAGGGUCGUCAGGGCGACUAUUAUAUUCUUGUCAUGGAUAUGCUUGGUCCCAGCCUUUGGGAUGUGUGGAAUUCAUUGGGGCAGGCGAUGUCUCCACAUAUGGGUGCUUGCAUUGCCGUAGAGGCCAUAUCAAUUCUUGAGAAGCUCCAUUCUAAAGGAUUUGUCCAUGGUGAUGUGAAACCAGAGAACUUUCUGCUUGGUCAGCCUGGAUCACCUGACGAGAAGAAGCUUUACCUUAUUGAUCUUGGUUUAGCAUCGAAAUGGAGGGAAACAUCUGGGCAACAUGUUGAUUAUGACCAAAGGCCUGAUAUCUUUAGGGGUACAAUUAGAUAUGCCAGUGUCCAUGCCCAUUUAGGCCGUACUGGUAGUAGGAGGGAUGAUUUAGAGUCAUUGGCUUACACCCUUAUAUUUCUCAUAAGAGGAAGAUUGCCCUGGCAAGGUUACCAGGGUGAUACCAAGAGUUUCCUUGUUUGCAAGAAGAAAAUGUCUACUUCUCCAGAGAUGCUAUGCUGUUUCUGUCCACCUCCGUUUAAACAUUUUCUUGAUAUGGUCACAAAUAUGAAAUUUGAUGAGGAGCCAAAUUAUGCCAAACUAAUUUCUCUUUUUGAUGGUUUGAUUGAAGUACCUGCUUCAAGGCCUAUCAGAAUUGAUGGCGCUCUUAAGGUUGGGCAGAAACGUGGAAGAAACCAGGAAGAAGAUGAGCAACCCAAGAAGAAAGUUAGAUUAGGUAGCCCAGCAGCUCAAUGGAUUUCAGUUUACAAUGCCAGGCGGGCCAUGAAGCAAAGGUACCACUAUAACGUAGCUGACAAUAGACUUCAGCAGCAUAUAGAGAAGGGUAAUGAAGAUGGCCUAUACAUUAGUUGUGUGGCUUCUUCAGCAAAUCUUUGGGCCCUCAUAAUGGAUGCAGGAACUGGUUUCUGUUCUCAAGUUCAUGAGCUCUCACCAGUUUUUCUGCAUAAGGACUGGAUAAUGGAUCAGUGGGAGAAGAAUUUCUACAUAACAGCAAUAGCUGGAUCAACCAAUGGAAGUUCUUUAGUUGUGAUGUCCAAAGGAACUCCUUACACCCAGCAGUCAUACAAGGUUAGUGAGUCGUUCCCCUUCAAGUGGAUCAAUAAAAAGUGGAAAGAAGGUUUUCAUGUGACAUCUAUGGCCACUGCUGGGAAUCGCUGGGGUGUAGUCAUGUCAAGGAAUUCAGGUUACUCUGAACAGGUUGUAGAGUUGGAUUUCCUGUAUCCAAGCGAAGGCAUCCAUCGGCGAUGGGAGACUGGUUACAGAAUAACUUCAACAGCAGCAACUAAUGACCAAGCUGCUUUUAUCUUGAGCAUACCUAAACGCAAACCAGUAGAUGAGACACAAGAAACUCUCCGGACCUCUGCCUUUCCCAGCAAUCAUGUCAAGGAUAAAUGGGCGAAAAAUCUGUACAUAGCUUCCAUCUGCUUCGGGCGAACCGUCUGUUGAUGGUGAGAUUGCCUGCCAUUGAAAUUGAAGCGAUUGCAUUGAGAAGUGGGAGAUGGAAAGUGGAUUCGCAUGAUCAUAGGGCUAGAGAGCAGCAGAAGUUUCGGUAUUCUGCGACUGUAAAGAAAUGUUGUAUUACCGGAUGCCGGCCUUGUGGGCCUUUUCCAUAAAAGAAGCUAACACAUUGGAAAUC
Molecule: messenger RNA, 2644 nt
Organism: Oryza brachyantha (malo sina)
Lineage: Eukaryota; Viridiplantae; Streptophyta; Magnoliopsida; Poales; Poaceae
Product: casein kinase 1-like protein HD16
Exons: 17
Coding region: 346-2454 (702 amino acids)
Biological process (GO): peptidyl-serine phosphorylation; signal transduction; endocytosis
Cellular component (GO): nucleus; cytoplasm
Molecular function (GO): ATP binding; protein serine/threonine kinase activity
Source: RefSeq, a predicted model, not a curated record